AUGAACCGUCCAUGCGACUGCCGCAAGUGCUGGACAAAACACGGAUCAGGUGGCCCAACAGUAUCUUCACUGACUAUUCGAAGGCAUCACGAGAGGAAUGGACCACGUCCGGUCACCUCCCAGCCUGAAUCUCAGCCAGUUUCUCCUCAGCCACCGACACCGUCAUCAAACCCUGCACCACCGGUCUUGCCUUCUUUGCGAAGCUGUUCCGACACACUGGUAUCCUCAGCUCAGGAUGAUAUGCUCAAGAUCGGUUUGUCAAACCUCAAGAUUACUUCCUCGCCUCCAGUUCUCAAUAACCUCAUUGAUAGCACCCAAAAGUUGGAUAGCAAAGGUAUACAAUCUCCAGGUGCGACCGAUGGAAGCUGGCUAUUUCUAUGUGUUUCUCUGGUCACUUAUCUCCAUGUGAUUGCAGGAGUCAGCUUGAAGGCUGUUAAUACUACACUUCGAAUCUUACACCUUGCAUUCACACGGUUCACCAAAGGAAUGGUUCUCCAUGAACACGAUCAAUAUCUUCUCAAAACAUUUCCACUUGAAUUUAGUACAGCAAUGAAGUGGUUAGAUAUUGAAGCGGAUCUUGAGCGCAGUGUCUGCUGUCCAAAGUGCUUCAAAAGAUAUCGAUAUCCUUCGGCGGACGAACCAUCAAUCCCUCAGUUAUGCACCCAUCAUAAUCAACAGGCCAAGGCCUGGAGAGACGCGAAAACUCAUAAGGCUCGUGAUCAAAUCUUUGAGACAUGCGGUGUUCGAUGGUCUUGCUUAAACGAACUGGAAUACUGGGAUCCCACAAAGAUGGUUGUUGUUGAUACAAUGCACUGCAUCAGUGGUAUUCUUGAAUAUCACUUCAGGCGUGUUUGGAACCUUGACAAAUUAGGAAAAUCACUUGAAAAGAAGAAGGAUUCAACAUCAGCUCUCUUACAAGAAGCAAUGUCCACCAACUUAGACAUCACCGACAAUUCAGACAUCAACAUGACAGACGAUUGGCAGCCUAUUCAGCUCGAUCUGGACCAUGCAAUGGGUUCCAACAUCACUUCUAGUAUGUCAUCAUUCAAUCAACGUGACCAUGGAUUUGCAUUCAAUCCAUGUGCUCUGAACUCAUUGGAAGAAGGACUUCAAAACGAAGAUGAGGAUAUUCUCUAUGAUGAAGAUGGAAAUGAACUCUUUCUGCAGCUUAAUAAUUCUUCACCUGAUGUAGAACAAAAAGACCUGCUUGAUACGGGUGGGCUUAAGAAGAUAAGAUCGACAAUCUCGACUACAUCCAUUCCAUCAUGGAUGUAUCCACCACCUGCCAAUCUUGGAAGCGCUUCACACAGAAAACUGCGAUCGUCUGAUUGGAUAAUAUUAUUCACGAUCCAUCUCCCGGUGGCAAUGUUUGCACUACUUCAAGCCUCAAAAAUCGAUCCUGAUGUCGUCACAAACGUUCUUCAUCUUUGUAGCUUGACUGAGAUCGUGAUGAAUUAUCAAACAAGUGACAUCAAUAUCAGAGAUUACUUUGAUCAUCUAGUCGCUUAUUGA
Melampsora larici-populina 98AG31 is the source of this 1512-nucleotide messenger RNA. RefSeq lists its product as uncharacterized. Lineage: Eukaryota; Fungi; Basidiomycota; Pucciniomycetes; Pucciniales; Melampsoraceae. The transcript has 3 exons. Bases 1 to 1512 code for a protein of 503 amino acids. The record is from RefSeq and is a predicted model, not a curated record.